GUGUGUGUGUGUGCGUGUGAAACAGGAAGCUGGCUAAGAAGCGUAAGGAGACGUUGAGCAGCACCAGGCAGGAGAUGACCCUGAUGGUGAACUCCCUGGAUAAGAGUUACACCGAGCAGGGUACCAACUGUGACGAGGCCGUCUCCUUCAUGGACACGCACAGCCACACUCUCAACGGACGCACUGUCUCCUCCCCCUCGUCAUUCACCAUGAAGACUAACACCAUCAGCACCACUGUGCCCAACUCCUACUACCCAGAUCCCUUUGUGCCAACCGCCAUCUUGGAUGAGAACCACACCAUGACCAGCGACACCAGCAGCCUGGUCCAGAGCCACAGCUAUAAGAAGCGUGAGGCGGGAGAGGUGCCCUACCAGACGGGCCAGCUGCACCCGGCCAUCCGCGUGGCCGACCUGCUGCAGCACAUCACUCAGAUGAAGUGUGCUGAGGGCUACGGCUUCAAGGAGGAGUACGAGAUCAAUGAGAGUUUUUUUGAGGGUCAGUCCGCUCCAUGGGACUCAGCCAAGAAGGAUGAGAACAGAAUGAAGAAUCGCUAUGGAAACAUCAUUGCAUAUGACCACUCCCGCGUACGCCUGCAGCCUCAGGAAGGGGAGACCACCUCUGACUACAUCAAUGCCAACUAUGUAGACGGGUACCACAGACCCAACCACUACAUCGCUACCCAAGGCCCAAUGCAGGAGACGGUGUAUGACUUCUGGAGGAUGGUCUGGCAGGAGAACACGGCAACCAUUGUCAUGGUGACCAACUUGGUGGAGGUCGGCAGGGUGAAGUGCUGUAAGUACUGGCCAGAUGAUACUGAGAUCUACAGAGACAUGAAGGUGACACUGAUAGAGACACAGCUGCUGUCUGAGUACGUCAUCAGGACCUUCGCUGUGGAGAAGAGAGGAGCACAUGAAAUCAGGGAGAUUCGUCAGUUCCACUUCACAGGCUGGCCGGACCACGGCGUUCCCUACCACGCCACCGGCCUGCUGGGCUUUGUACGCAGGGUGAAGACCAAGAGCCCUGCCAACGCUGGACCCAUAGUAGUACACUGCAGUGCGGGGGCUGGUCGUACAGGUUGUUUCAUAGUGAUUGACAUCAUGUUGGACAUGGCGGAGAGAGAGGGGGUGGUGGACAUCUACAACUGUGUGAGGGAGCUGCGCUCUCGAAGGGUUAACAUGGUCCAGACAGAGGAACAGUAUGUCUUCAUUCAUGACGCCAUCUUGGAGGCGUGUCUUUGUGGAGACACCACAAUUCCAGCCAAUCAGCUGAGGUCUGUGUACUACGACAUGAACCGCCUGGAUCCCCAGACCAACUCCAGCCAGAUCAAGGAGGAGUUCAGGACCCUGAACAUGGUGACCCCCACGCUGCGUGUGGAGGACUGCAGCAUCGCCCUCCUCCCCAGGAACCACGAGAAGAACCGCUGCAUGGACGUGCUGCCCCCAGACCGCUGCCUGCCCUUCCUCAUCACCAUCGACGGAGAGAGCUCCAACUACAUCAACGCUGCCCUCAUGGACAGCUACAAGCAGCCUUCAGCAUUCAUCGUUACCCAGCAUCCUUUGCCCAACACAGUGAAGGACUUCUGGAGGCUGGUCCUGGACUACCACUGCACCUCCAUUGUCAUGCUCAACGAUGUAGACCCUGCACAGUUGUGUCCCCAGUAUUGGCCAGAGAACGGGGUCCAUCGCCAUGGCCCCAUCCAGGUGGAGUUUGUGUCAGCUGAUCUGGAGGAGGACAUCAUCAGCAGAAUAUUCCGGAUCUACAACGCUGCACGGCCCCAGGAUGGGUACCGCAUGGUGCAGCAGUUCCAGUUCCUGGGCUGGCCCAUGUACCGAGACACGCCCGUCUCCAAGCGCUCCUUCCUCAAGCUCAUCCGGCAGGUGGACAAGUGGCAGGAGGAGUACGAUGGAGGAGAGGGACGCACCGUGGUGCACUGCCUGAAUGGUGGCGGGCGUAGCGGCUCAUUCUGUGCCAUCAGCAUCGUGUGUGAGAUGCUGCAACACCAGCGUUCUGUGGACGUGUUCCACGCAGUCAAAACACUGAGGAACAACAAACCCAACAUGGUGGACCUACUGGAUCAGUAUAAGUUCUGUUAUGAAGUGGCACUGGAGUACUUGAAUUCUGGUUAGCUGGGCUGAAGACACCCCACCCCCACACGGAGGCUCUGCCCCCGGCUGAAUGUGAUUGGAGGACACCUGGAUGCCCUGCUGACCUCUGCUACAGGAGUCUGUCCAACUGUAUAUGAGGAGAAGGAGGAGGAUGAAGAGGAGGAGUGUAGAUGUCUGUUAGGAACCCUGAAUUCUUUUGACUGCCCAUUUGAACAUGUAUAUUAUGAUGAUAGCUCAGACACACACACACACACACAUACUCACUUGCCCAGAUAACCCUAUCUGUAUCCUCUCCUUUAUUCAGCAGAACUUCAAACACACACACAACCGUUUGUACAGACCAAUGCUGUUUCCUUCUCCCUUCUUCUCCUCCCCUGUCCUCCCUCUCUCCUCUCCCCCAUCUAUCUUCUUCUCCUAUUUCCCUUACCAUGGGAAUACAAUGAUAUAACGUAAUGUUGAUAAAAUGUAUUUUUUUUAAUUUUCCAUACAUGUCUCAGUUUUAUCUCUUGCUGGUUUUAUAUGAUGAUGUUUUGUGGAUAUGAACUUUGAAACAGUAAAAGAUUAAAUGUAGAAAUGCUGAAGUAAAAGAAAAUCUGGCAUUAAGGAAAGAUGAGAGUGAUGAAAUGUUAGCGGCAUGGCGUUCGGCUGCUAUGACUACAAGCGUGUUGGUGAGACAGAGGGCAGGAGGGCCAACGCCAGAAGUCCGGUCAGGUGGCGCCCGGCGCGACUGUCUGUUCAUAGUGUAAAUAUUAUCUGCAGAUUAUUUAUUCCUGGAGUGUUUUUGUGAAGCACAUCAAGUGACAAUCAUGUUUUUUUUUCGGUCAUGAUUUAAAAAAAAUCUUGUUUCACAGACUUUUGUUGCAUAAUGUUGGCCAGAUGUAUUGUAAGCCUUUUAUUUAACUUGUAUGGAAUUAAACAAAACAAAGUUACAAAUACAGAUCUAUACAUACCAA
Hypomesus transpacificus is the source of this 3058-nucleotide messenger RNA. Its product is annotated as receptor-type tyrosine-protein phosphatase mu. Gene Ontology annotation, biological process: protein dephosphorylation. Bases 75 to 2126 code for a protein of 683 amino acids. NCBI's taxonomy places the organism in Eukaryota, Metazoa, Chordata, Actinopteri, Osmeriformes, Osmeridae. The transcript is spliced from 19 exons. The record is from RefSeq and is a predicted model, not a curated record. Gene Ontology annotation, molecular function: protein tyrosine phosphatase activity.